This is a messenger RNA of Asterias rubens (European starfish), 2069 nucleotides long. RefSeq lists its product as uncharacterized. The transcript has 2 exons. Lineage: Eukaryota; Metazoa; Echinodermata; Asteroidea; Forcipulatida; Asteriidae. Bases 152 to 697 code for a protein of 181 amino acids. The record is from RefSeq and is a predicted model, not a curated record.
CUCUGGGCAAAACAACUUUAGACCCAGAAGGACACUACGCUCGAUCGAAUUCAGAAACUCGUAAGCUGCUCGACACUUCGUUAUCAACAACUCUCAGUUAAAAAAAAUUGCAGAGAUUGAAAGUGAUUCAAGAGAUUGAAAGAAGACGAAAAUGAAGUCACAAUUAGCUCUCCUCUGCUUGGCAUCAAUCGUGGUCGCCGUACGUGCGGAAGUGAAAGUUGACCAACCCAACUUCCCAGAUGACGUAACGGUACCAGAGCCAUCUCCACCAGCCCAAGACGACCCUGCCGAUACUCUCGAAGAUCUGGAGAAAGAGAUCUUCGAAGACGUCGCCCUGGCCGAGGAGAUGUACCCAAGACGCACCCACACGUCCCCGAGAAAAUGCUGCAAGCUCGGCAGGCAGGUCGCUGAGAACGGGCUCUUCUGCAACGCAGACCUCAUGCAAGUCCAGAAGCGACCCAAUGUCAUCCACCGUAAGAAGAUGAAGUUUCACGGCCCUGUUGUUCACGGCAAGACGGUAUACAAGGACCUGAUGCGCCGUGUGGAGAAGUGCUCAGCAGCCAAGGCGUCCAAGAGCAUGUUCACGAAAUGCUGCGAAUGGCAGGAAGACAUUAUGGGUGAUUUAGAGCAGUGCAAGACCCUACUUACUGGCACCGAGAGGAGGGAGUGCAGGAGGAGGGUGCAAUCGAGACAGUGAAGCUGCUACUACUUGCCAAACUGAACUUUAAAGACUAUGCAAAAUAAACUAUUACAAAAUAAAUGUGCUUUGCGAACUUUUGGUCUUCGUAUGUUAAUUAAACUAUCGGGGAACAAUGUUCUUCAAUUUAAGGGGGCAGAAACGAAACGGGUGCGAUGUUACCCCCCCCCCCAAGCCCAAAUACAUUCUUGAAAUUUCUUUGUUUUUUAAAGUAAUGCUGAAUUUCAUUUUGUGCAAAAACAUCGAGUUUGUUGGUUCGUCUCCGGUAGGCUUUGGCAAAAACCGUUGUGGCAUUUGACCUGGUGUUUUUGUAAGCCCGGUGAGCCUUUGCAACAACACACAACAACAAAAUAUAAAGUACCCCCACCCCUCCCCAAGGCUAUAAUUUUUCUAUGCAAUUUGCGUAUUCCCGGGGGUCGAAUACAUGCAAAUAAGCAGAGCUCUAGGAGUACAAGUAAAACCUUCACAUCAAUAUUUGCAGGUGAUUUCUUAGUUCUGGCCUUGUUUAAGUCAAUACAAAACGACUGAGUCUAUUUACCAGCUUUACAAAGAGGCUCGCUCUUAAAGGAGCUUAAUAUUGAUCUGAUUGCCUUAGUGCUUCUGAGCGCCUAUUUCUCUCUGGGACAUUAUAAUAGGUAUAUUGUAGUUAGAGGCCUAGUUUCCUGGAGGGGGUUCGCUUCCGUAUUGAUUGUUUUCUCCAAACUUUGUAUUUUAACUAAGAAGGUUUUGCGUAAGCACGAAGCAAGGGGGACAUUCUGGGAAUUUUGUUUGCCUCUCUCCCAAACCCGGUUGUAUAAUCCUACCCAUCUUAUUCUUCAGCUGUUUGCAUGUUCCUAAAAAUUAUACAUUUCCCCAAAUAAGCAAAAUUUAUAUAUACUUUUUUCUGUAUAGCUGUGGAUAUGUUUAAUAGAAUACUUUGUAUAUAUUAAAUGUACAUAUUAUUUCGCUUAUUAUUAUAAGUCAUUCAAACAGUAUUAGAAAGGGGUGUUGCUGAAAGUUGAUAAGCCUUUCGUCGAGGCUUUCGUGGCUUGUUGUCGAAGAUGUGCAACCGUCUUGAAGGGGAGACUACAUGAAGUGUGGUCUUCGAUUCAAGUCACUCUAAGCUACGAAGGCCCUGACGAAAUGGGAGGGCACUGGCGACUGAUUAAUUUUUUUGUCAGUAACAUUUUGUUUCAUGGUAUACAUGUACAUGUAGUUUGAUUGAUAAGAUGGUUAAUGUAAUUCUGGGACCUUGCAGUCAUCUUCUACUUUUGUUUCUUUGAUAUUUCAAAAUUGAUAAGUUCUGGAGUCAGGGGUCUUCCUGUUGGUUUUUCUUUCGAAGCUCUUUCGAGCGUAUUGUACGGGAUAAUAAAGUACGUUUUUUGUAAAAGAA